AUAUGCAAUCAACGCUAACUCUGACUGCUCCACCUCUCUCACUCUCUUUAUUUAAUCCGCCUUAUUCAUUCAUUUCGUUAAAUUCUCGUACUCAGAAACAAAGGAUUGUGACAGCACAGACAUUAUUUCAUCUCAUUGUAUAACUCAACACUAAAAGAGCCAACGAUCAUUGCCAUCUAAGAAAUUAUAGGAAUCCCUUAUUUUCCUAGAGAAAUUUUGGACAACAUGGCUCUAUAUCCGUCUCUGGAGGACAUGAAGGUGGAUCAGAUGAUGAAGGCUCAAUUGCAAUCUGAGUAUUCGGAGUAUGCAUCUCAGAUGAAUACGACUCCAUCACGAGCGUCAGAAGUUCCAUCGGCACCAAUUCUCAAUCGACAGGAAUAUGCAGAAAUUUCGGGACCAUUGUAUCCUGCAUUGGCAGACUAUAUGGGUCUUGAAUUAACUGCGGAAAUGAUUGAAGCUAAUAUGCCUGAGUAUUCGAUUGCUGUUCGCCAAUCUACGGAAAUUACAACAUCUGGACCAAUUGCUGGUAUGACAGCACCACUCUCUGGAGAUUCUCUGGGUUUACAACGAGCUCAAGUAUCACAUGGAAUUCGAGAGUUGACUCUCUGCAAAGAUAAGGAUGGAAAAAUUGGACUUCGUGUACACUCGAUAAAUAGUGGAAUAUUUGUGUGUCUUGUGAGUCCUAAUUCUCCAGCAGCUCUUGCUGGCCUCAGAUUUGGCGAUCAAAUUCUUGAUAUCAAUUCAACUUCAGUUGCUGGUUUUACAAUGGAUCAAGUGCACAAGUUAUUGAGAAAUGCCCCGAUUAAUGGUAUCAAAGUGAUCGUCAGAGACAGACCAUUCGAGCGCACAGUGACAAUGCACAGAGACAGUUCUGGUCAGAUUGGUUUUCAAUUUAAAGAAGGUAAAAUAAUAGCUCUCGUCAAAGACUCGUCAGCAGCUCGAAAUGGCCUUCUUACUGACCACCAAAUUUUAGAGAUUAAUGGCAAGAACGUUGUUGGACUCAAGGACAAGGAAAUCGCUGCAGAAAUUUCUCAAGGCUCAGAUGUCGUGACAAUUACAGUAAUUCCCUCGUACAUCUAUGAUCAUAUGAUCAAAAAGAUGUCAAGCAGUCUCUUGAAGCUGAUGGACCAUUCAGUGGCAAACCUUUGAAUACCUUCAUCACACCAUAUCGAGAAUAUCUUUUACCUACUAAUUAUUGCUAUUCGUAUUUUUACGUAAAUGAAUCAUAUAUUUUAAAUGACCAAGUGCCACAUAACAGUUGUUUCAACUAUUGGAAAGUUCAUUCCGUUGUUUUUAAAAUCGUGUAUACAUUACUCAAUAACAUAAAACACGAAAAAAAAAAAUUAUGACAUCGUGAUACAAUAUACGUAGACAAACAGAA
Fopius arisanus is the source of this 1381-nucleotide messenger RNA. RefSeq names its product syntenin-1. Gene Ontology annotation, molecular function: protein binding. The coding region runs from base 226 to 1149 and encodes 307 amino acids. The record is from RefSeq and is a predicted model, not a curated record. The transcript has 8 exons. Lineage: Eukaryota; Metazoa; Arthropoda; Insecta; Hymenoptera; Braconidae. Gene Ontology annotation, cellular component: plasma membrane; cytoplasm.